AUGCAGGGCAUAAUAGCUCCAAUAAUAUAUUUCUUGGCCGCCAACUGGCUCCCAGUCCUCGUCGCUGCUACAGCAGCAUGGCUGGCCAAGAACCGCUACCAAAAAGGGCUGCACAAGUACCCGGGGCCGUUCUUGGCAUCUCUGACGGAUUGGUGGCGAGUUUGGGAUGUAUACAACCGGCGUUCGGAAGUCACUCAUCAGAAACUCCAUAAACAGCACGGCGAUGUGGUUAGGUUGGGGCCUAACGUGCUGUCAUUUUCCGAUCCCAAGGCCGUCAAGGCCAUUUAUGGACUGAACAAGAACAUGGUCAAGUCCGACUUUUACAUCGUCCAACAAUCUGUCAGCAAUGGCCGCCGCCUUCCAUCCCUCUUCAGCACCGUGGACGAGUCAUUUCACGCCAAAUUCCGACGCUGCGUCAACGCCGCCUUUGCCAUGUCUUCCUUGGUACAGUAUGAGCCUUUUGUCGAUAACACGACCAAGCUCUUCCUCCGUCAGACCCAACGUCUGUACGCUGAUAAGCCCGCCGGCGAAGACGAAGGCUGCGAUUUCGGCCGCUGGAUGCAAUUUUAUGCCUUUGACGUGAUUGGCGAAAUCACCUACAGCAAGCGCCACGGCUUCAUUGAGAAGAACGAGGAUAUCGACGGCAUCGUGGCGUACCUGUCCGAUAUGUUCCUCUACGUUGCUCCAGUCGGUCAGAUGCCGUUCCUCGACUUGGUCUUCCGCAAGAACCCCAUCUACCUCAAGUUGUCGCAGUGGGGAUUUUUCGACUUGACCUUUCCCGCGGCCAAAUUCGCCCGCGACCGCAUGGCAGAGCGUCUACCGGCAGGAGGCAGCAUGAACGGCGGGUUCGGCGCCGGAGCUGAUGAAAAGCCCGCAGCUGACCCACACCCGUCGAUAAAAACCCCCGACCUGCUGUCGAAAUUUCUCGCUGCGCAAAAGGCGAGACCCGAUUUCAUGAACGACACUCUGGUUCAGACCAUGGCGGUGUCGAUGACGAUAGCCGGCUCCGAAACGACCGCCAUCAGCCUAAGCGCCCUCUUCUACAACCUUCUCAGGAACCCAUCCACCAUGGCCAAGCUGAGGCGCGAGAUUGACGAUGCGUCGCGCAGGGGUGAGUUUGAAGACGGCGAGACGGGCUUGGUGACGUGGCACGAGAGCCAGCGCCUUCCAUACUUGGACGCCUGCAUCAAGGAGGCCUUCCGGGUGCAUCCUGCCGCAGGUCUGCCGCUGGAGAGGAUAGUUCCCAAGGGUGGGAUGGAGAUUGCGGGGCAUUUUGUGCCUGGCGGAACGAUUGUGGGUGUUUCGGCUUGGCUUAUCCAUAACAACAAGGAUAUUUUUGGCCACGAUGUCGAUGUUUACCGGCCGGAGAGGUGGCUGGUCGAUGAGGAGUUGGUCAAGGCUGCCGGGCCAGCUGGGGAUGAAGUUCGGGCGCGUGAGGAGCAACGCAUCAAGGAGAUGUCAGGCAUGAUGAUGCAGUUUGGGAUGGGGUCAAGGACUUGCAUCGGCAAGAAUAUCAGCUUGUUGGAGAUUUACAAGGUGGUGCCAAGCUUGCUGAGGCGGUUUGAGAUCGAGUUCAAAGAUCCAGAGCAAGAAUGGGAGCUGGUAAAUGCUUGGUUCAUUAGGCAAAAUAACUUCUGGGUAAAGUUCAAGACGAGAGAGCUAGUGCAGCCGGAUGACAAGAGCGGUGCGUUUGUUGCAGAUUCUGUAGUCGAGGCUGCUGCUUGA
This is a messenger RNA of Pyricularia grisea, 1725 nucleotides long. RefSeq lists its product as uncharacterized. Lineage: Eukaryota; Fungi; Ascomycota; Sordariomycetes; Magnaporthales; Pyriculariaceae. Gene Ontology annotation, molecular function: monooxygenase activity; iron ion binding; heme binding. The record is from RefSeq and is a predicted model, not a curated record. The transcript has 3 exons. The coding region runs from base 1 to 1725 and encodes 574 amino acids.